Molecule: messenger RNA, 1344 nt
Organism: Sclerotinia borealis F-4128
Lineage: Eukaryota; Fungi; Ascomycota; Leotiomycetes; Helotiales; Sclerotiniaceae
Source: the annotation of a GenBank genome assembly
AUGGUUGGAACAUCCACAUUGUUGGCCUUCUUGGCUUCAGCCUCGGUGGCGUUCGCUGCUUGUAGUCUUGAUAGUCAUUGUCCUGAAGAUGCACCAUGUUGCUCUCAAUAUGGAGAAUGCGGUACAGGUGCCUAUUGUCUCGGAGGUUGUGAUCCUCGAAUGUCAUUUUCGGUCGCAUCCUGCGUCCCCGAACCGGUCUGCGAAAGUGCCUCAUAUACCUUCAAGAACUUGGACGGCAUAACGUCAAAUACAAAAUACUUGGGGGAUGCUUCAAAAUCGAAUUGGGUUUACAGCGGAAGUCCAGUUAUCUACAAUGAUAAUGUUUUGUUGACCAUGUCGGCUGAUUCGGUCGGAACGGUUAUGGCAUCUUCGACUUAUAUGUGGUAUGGCAAUGUCAAGGCAAAGUUUAAGACUAGUAGAGGACAAGGUGUAAUAACGGCCUUUAUUCUUUUCUCGGAUGUGAAGGAUGAAAUCGAUUUCGAAUUCGUGGGUUCGGAUCUGGCUACUGCUCAAUCGAAUUACUACUUCCAGGGUAUCACCAAUUAUGAUAAUGAGCUAGACAUCAAGCUUUCCGAUACAUAUGCCAACUAUCACACUUACGAAAUCGAUUGGACCCCUGAUGAGAUCACUUGGCUUAUCGAUGGACAGGUUGGACGUACAAAGAAGCGCGCGGAUACUUGGAAUGCAACCGCAAACCAAUGGAACUUUCCACAAACUCCUGCCCGAGUCCAACUUUCUCUCUGGCCUGGUGGUCUCGCCACCAAUGGUGCUGGAACAAUCUCUUGGGCAGGUGGUGUAAUCGAUUGGGAUUCCGAGGAUAUCAAGAACAACGGUUACUAUUAUGCCUCAUUUGAGUCGGUCGAUGUCUCAUGCUACAAUGCAAAAUCGGCUCCAGGAACCAACUCUGGAAAGUCAUACUACUAUACCAAUGCUUUGGGAACCAACAACACUGUGGUUGAUUCAAACAAUGCUACUAUUCUCUCGUCCCUCCUGGGUACUGGAACAAACAUGACCGCCGGAGAAUCCGCAGCAACUUCUGGUUCCACUGCUGGUUCCACUGCCGGAACCGUUCCUGGACUCACAGGUUCUAAUGGUGGAGGAGUUGGAGAUACACACUCUGACGGUGGUAGCGGCAGCUCAGGAACGGCUACAGAAUCAUCCAGUACUUCUAGUUCGACUGACAGUGGUGGGUUUUCUCAAGGAGGUGGCUCUUCCUCUUCCUCUUCUUCAUCAUCCGGUACCACUAGCAGCAGUGCAGACAGCCUCGUUGCCAAUCAAGAACGAGUUUUGAAAGGUAGCAUAUUUGCAGGUGUUGUGGCGGUCGUUGCCAUGAUGGCUUUGUAA